This is a messenger RNA of Cavia porcellus (domestic guinea pig), 3893 nucleotides long. Its product is annotated as intermembrane lipid transfer protein VPS13C-like. The transcript is spliced from 22 exons. The record is from RefSeq and is a predicted model, not a curated record. Lineage: Eukaryota; Metazoa; Chordata; Mammalia; Rodentia; Caviidae. Gene Ontology annotation, biological process: mitochondrion organization; protein targeting to vacuole; protein retention in Golgi apparatus. The coding region runs from base 1030 to 3621 and encodes 863 amino acids. Gene Ontology annotation, cellular component: extrinsic component of membrane.
UUUCAGGGGGGAAAAUUAAGAACUUUUCUUGUCAAUACAGAGCAGUCAGUGUAGACCCUUCUUAAGAAACAGUACAUCUUCAGUUAAUUGAACUUAGUGUUUUUCUUGAAGCGAAGUGUUCCUGCAACUCAUAUGUGAGUUGAUUUGUAAAUUGAAACUAUCUUGAAAGAGUCUUUGAGACAGACUAAGACUGGACAUUCUGUGAGAACACUCACUUCUCAUCAAGACUGAUGAGCCCCUUGGGGUGACCUGCAUCUAUAGUCCCACCUCCUCCUGAAGCUGACACAGAAGGAUCACAAGUUCAAGGCAGUUUAUCGAGAUCCUCUCUUUAAAAGGGUUGGGAAUAUAGCUCAGGACUCCUUGGGUUCAAUCCUCAGUACCAGAGAGGAAAUACUGAUGCACUCAGUUGAUUAUGGCCUCAGAGAUCUUUAUAAUCUCAGAGUACAACUUUGUGAUAUAGUCCCUUUUGCAGAGAAUAAAUGUUAAAAGUCAAACGCAAUCAGUGUGCCAGUUACCUCCACUUGACCAAGUCCUAAAAGUUGCAGGGCACAAACUGUUUCUAAUAAAAUACUUGGCAUUCACUACACUUUCUUAAAUUCACCAACCUAAUAAUGACCAAUGGUGGCGGCCAACCACCUCAAGGGAUGGUUAAAAAAACAAAUGUUUAUUGAUUUCAGUAAAAGCUUGAUAAUCUCAUUAAACUGAUCCUAGAUUUUCUGUCAAAUCACAACCAUAUUUCUGUAGCUCAAGUGCCAGAGUUACAUAAGCUCACUAAGAGAGGAAAAACUCACUGCAGUUAGUCAUUUUCUCCUCAUACUUCCUAGUUCAUAGGGCCUGGUGGAUUCCUGUCAAGCAUCUCAAAAUCAUUACUUUUUCCCCCAAUCUGGAUUCCAAAAUUUUCCAUCAUGUAAUCUCUCCAAAGUAGCCCUACUACCUAUCAGUACCUACCAGUGAGAUUCUUCUCAAGAUUAUAAGAUUUAAAGCAUCAGGAGGACUUCCUUUGAUCAUGUGAGGAUUUCAGACCAGAAGAUGAAAGAUGUGCUGUGUUUGAUUAACAGUAUACCUUUGCCACAGAAAUCAUCAACUCAAUCUCCAGAGAGACAGGUAUUGUCAGUUCCUGUUGCUUCAAGUGGGACAAAAGUUCUCCUUGGUGCUUCAUUAUUGCUGAGUGAAAUGGAUUCAGAGUCUGACGAUGAGUAUUUCGACGCUGAAGACGGUGCCUCCCAGGUGCCUAGAGGUGCGCCAGGCUCCGAACCCCGAAAGGCUGCGGAGGUUCCGAACGAGGCCCUCGUUAAUCUUCUGCUCAAGUUUGAAGUUAAAGAAGUAAUUUUGGAAUUUACUAAACAACAGAAAGAAGAAGAUACAAUUCUAGUAUUUAAUGUUACUCAGUUAGGAACAGAGGCCACAGUGAGAACUUUCGACCUAACUGUGGUGUCUUAUUUAAAGAAGAUCAGCUUGGAUUACCAUGAAAUUCAAGGAUCAAGAAAAAAGCCCCUUCACUUGAUUAGCUCUUCUGACAAACCUGGGUCAGAUCUUUUAAAAGUAGAGUAUAUUAAGGCUGAUAAGAGUGGACCUAGUUUUCAAACCACUUUUGAAAAAACUGAACAGACAUUUAAGGUGGCCUUUUCCUCUUUGAACUUGUUGCUGCAAACCCAAGCUCUUCUCUCUUCUAUUAACUACCUGACAACCAUCCUUCCCUCCGAUGGGCAGAGCAUGGGCGGCCCACCAGGGGUGCAGAUCUCCACUGAGAAGCAAACAAAUUCCUCUCUGCAGAAAGUGAUUGUAUCCUCUAAAGACAGUGAUGUUAUUGGCUUCAGACUGUUUGCCAAGUUAAAUGCUUUCUGUGUCACCAUUUGCAAUGAGAAGAGCAGUAUUGCUGAAAUCAGGAUACAAGGCCUCGACUCUUCUCUUUCUCUUCAGUCAAGGAAGCAGUCACUUUUUGCCAGACUGGAAAAUAUUAUUGUUACAGACGUUGAUCCUAAGACAGUUCAUAAAAAAGCUGUGUCAAUAAUGGGAAAUGAAGUUUUUCGUUUUAACUUGGAUUUGUACCCAGAUGCGACUGAAGGGGAUUCAUACACUGACAUGUCCAAAGUGGAUGGCGUGGUGUCGCUGAAUGUUGGCUGCAUUCAGAUUGUCUAUCUUCAUAAGUUCCUUGUGUCCCUUUUGAACUUCCUGAACAAUUUCCAGACAGCCAAAGAGGCCCUGAGCGCAGCCACCGCGCAGGCUGCAGAAAAGGCCGCCACCAGUGUGAAAGACCUUGCCCAGCGGAGUUUGCGCUUCUCUGUCAGCAUUAAUUUGAAAGCACCCGUUAUUGUCAUCCCACAGUCUUCUGUUUCCAGCAACGCUGUUGUGGUGGACCUUGGUUUGAUCAGAGUUCAGAACCAGUUCAGUCUUGUGUCUGGGGAAGGGUCUGUAAAUCCUCCUGUGAUCGAUAGAAUGGAUGUGCAGCUCACGGACCUGAAGCUGUCCAGGACAGUGAUCCAACCAGGCACCUCCCAGCCUGAUAUUCAGCUGUUGCACCCAAUUAACUUUGAGUUUUUUGUAAAUCGAAAUCUUGCUGCAAAUUGGUAUCAUAAGAUACCUGUUGUGGAAAUUAAAGGACAUUUUGAUACAAUGAAUGUUUGUCUAAAUCAAGAAGAUCUUAAUGUUUUGUUUAGAAUACUGUCGGAAAAUCUUGGUGAAACUCCUGAAGAGUUAGAUAAAGUGAAACCAAGAGUACCAGAGACAGGUGAAAUCAAAGAUGCCCCUGAAAUUUCUACAUCACAGAGAUUACAAGCUUCGAAAGAUGCUUCAAGAGCUGAAAGAGAAGAAAUUAGAUCUGUAAACAUUGUUAAUGUACUGCUGAAUUUUGAAAUUAAAGAGGUUAUGGUGAUGCUGAUGAAAAAGGCGGAAAAGAGUGGGAGGCCAGUGCACGAGCUCAGUGUCCUGCAGCUUGGAGUGGAAGCUAGAGUUCAAGCUUAUGCCGUGACCGCUGAAGCUUAUCUCCAGCAAGUCAGCAUGCGGUGCCUGGAUUUCACUGACGCAGAAGGAGGCCCUCUGCACAUCGUGCGCUCCUCUCGCGUGACUAAGGAGCCGCUCCUGAAGAUGGCCUUGACCACGGCAGACAGUGAUGGACCGGAAUUUAAAACUGUUCAUGACAAUACCAAACAGAGACUAAAGGUUUCAUUUUCAUCCUUAGACAUAUUACUUCAUUUAGAAGCUUUACUUUCCCUUAUGGAUUUUUUGUCAUCGGCUGCUCCAUCCUCUGAGUCGUCUUCUAGGAAGGAAUCUGAGCUAAAACCACUUGUAGGGGAGUCCAGAAGUAUUGCCAUCAAAGCUGUAUCUGGCACCAUUUCUAAAGAGGAUAUGUUCGAUUUAAAGGUUACAGCUGAAUUAGAUGCUAUUAAUGUUGUUGUCUGUGAUCAGAAGUGUUCUACAGCUGAUGUUAAAAUACAUGGAAUGGACGCCUCUGUUUCUGUGAAGCCAAAACAGACUGAUAUGUUUGCCAGACUUCAGAAUAUCAUAGUAACAAAUGUUGAUUUGAAGUCCAUUCACAAAAAGGCUGUCUCCAUCUUGGGAGAGGAAGUCUUCCGGUUCCAGAUGACGUUAGCUUUGGAAAAUUUUGCCUUAUCUGAGCUGUAAGGCAAGACAAACACAGAAGCAGUUGUCCUGAGUCCUGGCUUCUUCACAGCCCUCCAGCUAUGGUCAAGCCCUGAAGGCACCUGGGUACUCAGGGGUCUGAAACAGAGUUCAAGCGAAGAAUUAAUUGAACUGCAUAUUCUACACCCAAAACUAAACGCCUUGGAGAUGACUCCACACAGGAUAUCCAGCCUCAUCCAGAAAAAUUGCACACCUAAAAGGAUCCUUUGGAAACACUUCAUAAAGCUAUCUGCCUUGAAUUUACUGAUCUAAAA